This is a messenger RNA of Chironomus riparius, 1367 nucleotides long. The record is from the annotation of a GenBank genome assembly. NCBI's taxonomy places the organism in Eukaryota, Metazoa, Arthropoda, Insecta, Diptera, Chironomidae.
AAGUAAUAGAAUUGUGUGUAUAGUUUCGAAAGAAGACAGUGAAAACAACUUUCGAAAAUCAAGGAAAACAAUAAUAAAGAAAACAUAAAAUUAUUAAAUUAAGUGGUUUAAUUAGUGUUUAUUUCAAUUAUUAGCAAUUCUUCUUGUGACCUGAAAGGAAAAACAACAUAAUCUUGACAAAAUGGCUAUGAGUAAAACAACCUCGACUUACAACAGGACGAACUGGGAAGAUUCCGAGUUUCCAAUUCUGUGCCAGACGUGUUUAGGCGAUAAUCCUUAUGUUCGAAUGAUCAAAGAACGUUAUGGCAAGGAAUGCAAGAUUUGUGCACGUCCAUUCACAAUAUUCAGAUGGUGUCCAGGUGCUAGAAUGCGAUUUAAGAAGACCGAAAUCUGUCAGACAUGCUCAAAGCUUAAAAAUGUGUGUCAAACUUGCUUACUGGAUCUUGAAUUUGGACUUCCAACGCAAGUUAGAGACGCUGCCUUAAAGAUUCAAGAUGAGAUUCCUCAAAGUGAUGUGAAUAAGGAAUAUUAUUUGCAAAAUGUUGAGAAACAAAUAGAAUUAAAUGAUGGACAAAUGCCGAAUAGCAGUGGAAAGGCACAAGCUGCUUCUGAUGUUUUAGCUAAGCUGGCUCGUACCACACCAUAUUAUAAGAGAAAUUUACCACAUAUCUGCUCAUUUUGGGUUAAAGGAGAGUGUAAAAGAGGUGAAGAAUGUCCUUAUCGUCAUGAAAAACCGAAUCAACCUGACGAUCCACUUUCUGAGCAGAAUAUUCGUGACAGAUACUAUGGAGUAAAUGAUCCAGUAGCUGAAAAGUUACUUAAGAGGGCUGCAUCAUUGCCAGUACUUGAAGUUCCAUCAGACAAGACCAUAACGACUUUAUAUGUUGGAAAUCUGAGUGAACAUUUAACAGAAGUUGAUAUUCGUGAUCAAUUCUAUCAAUAUGGAGAGAUUCGUAAUGUAACUUUAGUUCCAAAACAGCAAUGUGCAUUUGUACAAUUUACUAAGCGAUCAGCUGCUGAGCUAGCUGCUGAGAAGACGUUUAAUAAACUAGUACUUGGUGGCAAGAAAUUAAGUGUUCGAUGGGCAUAUUCACAAGCGAAACAAGCAACAUCUUCAUCACAAUCGGCACCACUGAGACCACGAAUUGAUCCUCGACUUGAUCCAGUUCCUGGACUUCCUGAUUUACCAACUCCAAAUGAUUAUUUCAACUUGAAUGCUACCGAUAUGAUGAUUUUACCGCCAGGACUUAAAAUCAAUCAAAUUCCACAGCAAUUUUUACCACCAUCAAUGCCUGGACCGUCAGGAAUUCAUUAUCCAUCAAUGGAUCCAAAUCGUCUUGGAUCUUUACAGAAAUAAUCAUGAUCAA